AUGUCAGAGGAAGAGUAUGCGACAGUUGAGAAGAGCCUUACUAGGAAGUUGGAUCUAACCCUGAUUCCGGUUGUCUGGGUUCUCUAUCUUUUCAAUUAUCUCGACAGAAACAACAUUGCUCAAGCUCGCCUAAGCACAUUUGAGAAAGACCUUGGCCUUGUCGGCAGCCAGUUCAACGUUGCCGUAUCUAUUUUGAACAUUGGAUACAUGCUUAUGCAACUCCCAAGUAACAUGCUCCUAACCCGUACUCGUCCCUCGCUCUAUAUCCCUGCAUGGACUGCGCUCUGGUCCGUCAUAUCAGCGGCUACUGCUGGAGCAGGCAACUAUACACAUCUCCUCGUCAUUCGAUUCUUCCUCGGUAUUGCAGAAGCACCCUUCUUCCCAGGUGCCAUGUAUCUCCUUAGCUGCUGGUAUCCACGGAAAGAACUGGCAUUCCGCACUGCCAUUCUAUACUCUGGAGUUCUCCUUGCGACGGCCUUCUCUGGACUCAUCGCAGCCGGUGUACUUUCCGGGCUCGAGGGUGCCAGAGGUAUUGCGGGUUGGCAGUGGCUCUUCAUCAUAGAAGGCGCAGGCAGCUUUGUAGCGGCAAUAAUAGGCGCGAUCCUACUUCCAGACUUCCCAGGGCAGAAGUCUGGUGUGGCAAAGUGGCUCCUGACUGAUAAAGAGCAAAUGGUUGCAGUGGAACGUAUCAAGAGGGAUAGAGUCUCCCUGCCAGAUGCCGACUCUAGCGUGUGGAAUGGACUCAAACUCGCUGUUAAAGACAUUCGUACAUGGGUUUUCGUUGCUAUGUUAACGGCGAACCACAGCGCCUAUGGCUUCAACAAUUUCUUUCCCACCAUCGUCAAAGGCUUCCAGCUAGGCAGUAACACCUUGACGCUUAUUCUAACUGCACCGCCAUACUUAGUCGCCACUGUUGUUGCGUUCCUCACUGCAUACUCCUCGGAUCGUCGCAAAGAGCGCGGUUUCCACAUCUCAGUACCCCAGGCCGUAGCCUGCAUCGGCUUCAUCAUAUCUGUUUCGACCAUCAACAAUGCGGCGCGCUAUGCUGCUGCCUUCUUAUACAUCUGUGGCUGCUUCUCUAGUAAUGCGAUGGUAUUCAGCUGGGCGAGCUCGACACUAAACCAAACUCCUGAAAAGAGAGCAUGUGCGACGGCAAUUAUCAACCUGCUCAGUCAGUUGGGAAACAUAUGGAGUCCCUAUUUCUUUCCGUCAGGGGAUAGUCCACGAUAUCUUAUGGCGAAUCUGCUGAUGAUGGCGUCAUCAGCAUUCAGUAUCGUCACUUGCGCGAUUAUGAAAGUCAUGCUUACAAGAGCGAACAAGAAGUUGAAGGCGGAAGGACAAGACAGUAACCUUUUUACUUUGUAG
This is a messenger RNA of Colletotrichum truncatum, 1365 nucleotides long. RefSeq names its product major facilitator superfamily transporter. Gene Ontology annotation, cellular component: membrane. Gene Ontology annotation, biological process: transmembrane transport. Lineage: Eukaryota; Fungi; Ascomycota; Sordariomycetes; Glomerellales; Glomerellaceae. Gene Ontology annotation, molecular function: transmembrane transporter activity. The record is from RefSeq and is a predicted model, not a curated record.